GAACCGCGGAAGUUUUUCAGAUGCUGCUUCCGGUUGGUUGUUAUAGACGCUUAUCUGGUUGAGCAGUUAUUUAUUCUUAACGAUGGCGUUGUGUUUAGCUUGUGUGUCGUUUGGGGAUUUCGUGUAGCAGUUUGUAUUCGACAAAGGGGUGGUGUGUGAAAAAUGAUUGUUUUCCCCGAAAACUUUCAAAUGUUACUGGCUGACGUUACAAAACCAAAUGUGUAUCUUCCAUUUGAUGGACAUGGAGUGGCAGUGGGAAUUCUGUCAAGAUCAUGCCUUUAUGGACUGUGUCAGUUCUGUGGUACCAAGAGAGCUGGAUGUUCAGCAGCUGCUUCAUGACACUGAGGAGAAGCUCAAGCUCAAUGCCUGCUGCAUCGAGCAGAGCCUGAGGGAGCUGCAGGGGAAGCUGGAUGACACCAGGGCUGGGCACAGAACAGCCGACUGCCUCCAGUGGUUCGGCCCACGCUGCCUCAGCCAGACGAAGCCGGUCAGCACCGGACACCAGGACCUGCUGGACUUCCUCCGGGCCCUGCAACAGUAUUUAAAGACGGAGGAAGACGGCGCAGAGGAUACAGCUCUGCACAUACUGCUGAGCAUAUCCUCUCGGUGCGGAGUGGCCUUUCCCAGCUUCCAGCAGCCCAUAGCCCCCUGUCUCCCAGUACACGCGGUUCGAGAUGAGGCAGCGCUGGACGUGCAGGAGGCUUGGGAGGACAUACGAGUCCAGCUGCGGCGCCACCUACUGGAUAAGCUGCACAGUGCAGACGAUGUCGUGGAUGGCGACCGAGGUGCGGAGGGUUGCAUCCGGAUAGCGCAACGCGUCCGCUGCUUUGAGCAGCUCCUUUUCCUUUAUCCAGAGACGGAGGUCCUGUCUCGCUACCAGAACCUUCAGGUUAAAUUCGUUCAGGACCUUCUGCAUGGUACGCAGCCCUGCAGCUUUGAACGGUUAGCCGACAGCUUGCGUACUGCUGCUCCCACGCUGUCCAGCAUGAUCGCCAUGGACCUGCAGACCCUACGCUGUGUAGUGGAGCCCAAUACCCUUGUAGCUUUCAUCAACCAAGGCUACCUGAAUACCAUUUCUCAAGAGCUCCUUGUCCUCAUAGAGGAGUGCUGUGAAAACGCAGGGAAAGACAACACUGCACACACCAGUAAGCCUGGGAAGAGGAGCAGCACCAAGGCCAAAGCCCAAGCCCCAGCCCGGGAGGCGAGUCAGAAAGGUGUGAGGGGCUGCCUGACCUCCCAGCAGCUCGGCUGCCUGGCAAAGAUCUCCAGCACCCUUCUGGAGCUGGAUGAACAAAUGGAGCUGCUGGUGACUAAGAUGCCAUUCCUCAACCUCCCUGGGGCUCCCUGCAGUGUGAGAGGGAUCCUUAAGAAGACCAGGGAGGUCUCAGAGAUGCCUGCGGGGAACGGGAGAAGGUACACAGACAUGUUCCUCCAGCAGAACCCUGAGCCUGUUGUUCUGGAGUUUGACUGGAGGAGUGCCUUUAGGGAGCUGCUGUCCCCAGUGGCACACUGUCUGAAAGCAGUGCUAGAAGAUGCAUGCUCCAGGAGUCUGCUGCAGGAGGAGACAGCUCACAGUGCAGACACGGCCAUUUCUGUGAUCCUGCUUCCUCAAAGGGACUGGGCACUGCCCGGCUCCCUGGAGUCAGAAGCCCCAAAAGUGAUUGCUAAGUUCUGUGGGGACAUUCUUAAGGAGUUUGAUUUGCUGCUCCCUCUGGUGCUGCUGUGCAGAGAUGACCCCCUGCUGGAGGUCAGGUCCACUUUUGUAGAGGUCUGCAGCUAUGUGGCAUCUGCCAUUCUGGGCCGGCUGGAAGAGAGAGCCCGAGAAGUACCUUCCACGGCACCACUGAGGAACCUGCCCGCGCUGUUAGCUUCCAGUCUCCAUGUCCAGCAGUGGCUGGGCCACAUCCAGCACCAGCUCAGAGACGGAGGGCGAAUACCGCUUUCUCUGCUGCCCAUCCAGAGGUGUCAGGAGCUCACAGAGGCACUUCAGCACCAGCUGACCCAAUAUUGCAUCCAGACAUGUGCUACUUGCAUUCUGCAGGAUGCUGAAGCCCACCACUGGGGUGACACCAAGCCUUUUUAUGAGGGGGAGAGGUGUUCCUUCUCUAUUCAAAUGUGGCACUACUUCCUGACUGGCCUCCGCAGAGAUCUGUGGGCCAUGCUGCCACCGUGUGUGGCCCAGAAGGUGCUUGCUGAAAUCCUGAGUGGUACCCUCGAGGUCCUGGUGUGUCGGUACUCUCAAGCCUGCCCCACCUACAAGAGGAGCCAGCAAAUCAGGGCUGACAUCACCGCCGUGAUACUGGUUGCGGAGCAGCUGGUGUGGAGCGUGUCUAGCAGCCUUGAAGAGCUGCUCCAACCCAGCAAGACUGUCUGCCCGUGGAUCUCCUCAAUCCACAGCCUGUGCAAUCAGCUGCUGGCCGUGCUGGUUCUUGUCACAGCGCCCCUGUCAGAGCUUCACCGAUUUUGUCUGGGAGGUUCUGGUGGAAUUUCAUCUGCUACCACGGCGGCGGACUCAGGGGCACGCAGUGUGCACUGGCUGACAGUCAUCCGGCCCGCUCGCCUCCCCCCGGAGCCCCUGCGCACAUCGACAUCAAAUGAAUUUACCACCCAGCUUCUGCUAAAACUGAUGUCCUCUCAGCCCGACUGUGACUAUAAAUUACUUCUGCAAUGCCUCCUGGACGCUGACUGCAUCCUUCUCAGAGUUUUGCUCGACAACUCUUAUUUCUGUAUUGAUGACAACAGAAAUGACCCCGAUAGCCACAAGCAUAGUGAUGCUUUCAUGGAGGCUGUGUUUUCUGUGCUGGUUGCCCUAAACAACAUCCCUGGGGCCCUGACUCUUGUACUAAAAAACUACUUCGACAAGAGGCGCUUAUGGGAUUUUUUGUAUAACAUGACAGCAGACGAGGGUCCAACGAAGCCAGCAGUGCUCAGGUGCGUGAGAGCAGCACUGAGCAAAGCUGUGGUCAGUAUUGUCAGCCACCUCAUCGCCAUGGUGCUGGACCACCAGGCCUGGGAAGAUCUUGCUACCUUCUUGCCCAGUCAGGGCCUGCCCGAGAGUGUGCUAGCUAAAGUUCCGAAGGAAUGGCACUACGUAGCCCCCGACGCCAGGGGAAUGGAGGCCAGCAGGGGUGACAACAAGCUCAUGAUACAAGCCGUUUCCUUCGUCUUUGCUAUCCUGCCCUCCGCGAUAGCCUCCCUACCCCUGCCUCUGCGCUUCCUGUUCCUCACCGGCGAGAAGCAGGUUUCCCAGCAUGCCCAGCAGCCGAAGCUCACAGGCCUGCUGGUUUGGGGUUUUGUCAGCUGCCUGUGCCAGGACCUGGAAGAGGGUGGCAGGCUCACGCUGGAUCACAGGGCCAUGGAUAAGUUGGCAUUGCUCAGCGAGUGCCUCCAGAGUGCUAUGGGGAAUCAGAGGGGUGGAGCCAGUCCCGUGGUGCAGAAGGUGCUUCAGAAGCUAGAGGAGAGCCGGCCCGAUUGGACAGUGAUGCAGAUGCAGAAGGCCCAUAGGCUGUGUGCUGGGGGCGUGUUGGAGUCAGUGCGGGCCGGCGUGGCACAGGGGAGCGGCGGCGUGCCUGAACUGACUGAGCAGAAAAUAAGCCUGAUGCUCCUGGAGGUCUGCCACCAACCAGGUGGCAGCGAGUACCUGAGGCAAAUUUAUCACAUCAUCCGACUCAAUGAGGAUCUGCUGAAGGUUCAGCUAGCAGCACCCCGGGGCCAGUCAGACGCUCCUCAGUGGAUGGUGGACUUCAACCUGGUCAAUGAACAUGCCUCACCUAGCCCACCACACUUCAACCCGCUGACCUGUUUUCAGCACAUUGGGUCGAAGGAAUUUUCACAGUCAGCCAUAAGUGAAUGGAACUGGGACUGGGCCCAACUGCUGCCAGCUUAUCUGGGAAUGAGUCCGCUGACCUUGAGCGCACUCCUGGCUAACAGGUGGGAAAUGCAGGAGGAGGCUGCUCUUGAAGAUGAAGAGAAAACUCUGGUGGAUCACUUGCAAAAUGUUUAUUUCAAAACCAGCCUGGGAUCGUAGGACUUCUCUUGUGUCGUACUUGAGCACACAAGCUGUCCUGCCCAGCAGAAGCAAACAUUUACAAUUAAAAACAUGCUUGACUGAAAUGGCUUGUUCAGUGGUUAGUCUUUCAUAAAACAGACUUUUUCAGCAUUUUUACUUGAGCAGCACAAUGACAAACAACAAGGGAGAAGGAUAUAAAAAUUCUUUGAUUAUCUGUUACAGCAGCAGAAGCAUAAAGAUCUUUUUAGACUCAUUUUUUUAUGUUUCAAAAUUGUGGAUUUUUCUGUUUAUUGUCUUUGUCUGAAAAAAUUACAACUGUAAUUGCAUGUUUAGUUUCAGAUAUGCGUUUAUGACAGUUUUCCCCCAUCUGGCAUUGUAUAUUAUUGUUAUCAUUUUUUUUUUUUUUUUUUUAGCUUUCACUGUUCCUAAACUCUAUUGAAACCAAACAAUGCUGAAAGAACAUUUUCCACUUUAUGCUCGGUAUGUUUUGUAUAAUGCAAAUCUUCUUUUCAAAAAUCAGAUGUAAGAUAUUACUCAUUCUCAGUUUAAUUAUAUUUCUGUUUUAUUGUUAUCAAUCAACCACUGAAUGUAGUUCAAGGAAACGAGUACAAUAUCAAAUAAGAAACAAAAUUUAAUUUCAUUAAGAUCUUAGGUACUACAAAUAUGUGUUUAGCUAUUAGUAGGUGCGUUUGCUGUAUGAUGAAACUAAUACAAGAAAAGUGAAGGUAAUAGAAGUGAAGCUGAUAGAAGUAAUAUAUGUUCAAAAGAAACUAAUUCUUUUGUGUGGGACUUAUUUAGGUUCAUAGUGCGUACCAUAAAUGCACACACUUUCUAACUUUGUGUGUAAGCUGUAACCACUUGGAGAUGACAUGUAUGGUAGUAACCCAACAGUUCAUUUAAAUUAUAUCCAUCCAUUUUCUAAACCCUCAUCCUAGCCAGUCACAAGGGGCUUGGAGCCUAUCCCAGGUGCCACAAGGCUGGGGUACAACGUGGAUGGGAUGCCAGUAUUCACUUAAAUUCUCUCUCCAAAUUACCUCCACUCAUCGGGCCUGGACGAGCAUUAGCUCGAAGGAAUAACACGGGUUCGUCCUCCUGUGGGCCCACCACCUGCAGAGGGAGCCGGUGAGGUCGAAUGCAAUGUAGAACGGAUGGCCGUUGAAGGCAGGGGCCUCGGCGGACCGAUCGUCAGCUACCUAAACUGGCUUUAGGUACAUGGAAUACAACCUCUCUGAUGGGAAAGGAGCCUGAACUGGUGUGGGAGGUAGAGAGAUACCAACUAGAUAUAGUUGGGCUCACCUUGAUGCACGGUAAGUGGUACACUGGUGUCAUAGCCAUUACCAGUGUGAUUGUCCACCACAAUACUAUACCAUUAACACCGCGAGAAGUCAACAGCCUAAUUAUACAACAGCAUAUUUAUAAAAAAUAAAGCAUUUCUUUUCAAAGCUUCAA
Brienomyrus brachyistius is the source of this 5458-nucleotide messenger RNA. RefSeq names its product KIAA0825 ortholog. Bases 218 to 4027 code for a protein of 1269 amino acids. The transcript has 20 exons. NCBI's taxonomy places the organism in Eukaryota, Metazoa, Chordata, Actinopteri, Osteoglossiformes, Mormyridae. The record is from RefSeq and is a predicted model, not a curated record.